AGGCUGCGCGCUCGCUACAUCUUGCUCCGGCCCGGCGAGACCACCUUUGAGGCGGCCGGCAUGGUCGACAGCAACCCGAUCAACAAGCAAGCGGCGCUGCGAGGGCUCACCGAGCAGGGCCGCGAGCAGGUGCGGGCCGCGGCCGAGGCGCUGGCGGCACGCGGCGUCACGAGCCCCGUGAUCUUUUACGACAACGGCGCCCGCGCGAGCCAGACGGCAGACAUCCUCGCGAACAGCCUGUCGGUGCCGCGCAGGGACGUGGAGCCCGAGUUUCGCUGGCUAGAGGCGCGCGGCCUCGGAGCCCUCGACGGCACCGACCUGCAGGCCGCCACCGAGUACCUGCACCGGAUCGACGCGGCGGACGUCGAGUCGGCCGCGGAGGAGGCGGAGGACGGCACGCCGAGCGACUCGGUCAACGACGUCUUUGGCCGCAUGCGCAACACGAUCGCAAAGAUAGAGACGUCGUACGGAGGCGGCGACUUUGUGAUCAUCGGAGGCGACGCGGCCGUGCUCUCCGUCUUCGCCGCCGCCGCGUGCGGCACCGACCUGCGCGACCACGGCCGCUUCACGCUGCCGCCGGGC
Emiliania huxleyi CCMP1516 is the source of this 582-nucleotide messenger RNA. RefSeq lists its product as hypothetical. The record is from RefSeq and is a predicted model, not a curated record. The transcript has a single exon. NCBI's taxonomy places the organism in Eukaryota, Haptophyta, Isochrysidales, Noelaerhabdaceae. The annotation marks the transcript as partial.